Molecule: messenger RNA, 3223 nt
Organism: Melanotaenia boesemani (Boeseman's rainbowfish)
Lineage: Eukaryota; Metazoa; Chordata; Actinopteri; Atheriniformes; Melanotaeniidae
Product: zinc finger MYM-type protein 1-like
Exons: 4
Coding region: 355-2745 (796 amino acids)
Molecular function (GO): protein dimerization activity
Source: RefSeq, a predicted model, not a curated record
GUGGCUUUGGGGGCUUAAGCCCGGGUAGUUUUUUCAAAAGCCCCGGAUAUUUUUUUUUUAGUUAGAUGCCUUACAAACUGCAUAAAACAAAACCAACUACACACCAUACUCGACACAACGCACACAGUGCACAGUUGUAACUUACCCCUUACCCCUAACUAACCCCUAAUUUUGGUAUGAUCCGAAUCCGGGCGCGCCACUUGAGUGUUUGUGCACGGCGCGCGCACGUAGGGCAGAGACGCUGCUUAAACAAACAAACCGGUGACCUGCUGAAUGAGUCGGAUAGAGGAGCGCUCUACUUCCAAAGUACUACUACAGUACAGCGGUUCUGUACUGAUAUGAAAACAACCAACCAUGGACAUCAGGGUUUUCUUUCAAAGAAAAAACACAGCACAAAGAGAGAGGAACAUAGAGGGAGACAAAGAGAGUGAGCAGAAUGAGAACAGCAGCACAGAGACGGAACAAGAUCCAGAUAGGUCAGGAGAAGUCAGGGGAGAGAGAGAACACCAAAACACAGCAGCAUUACAGCAAGAAGCAGCAGGUCGAAUGACAGGAAGUUAUCCAGGGACAGCUGAAAGGGUACAAAAUGAGACAAGGGAAGAACAGGAAUUACUGCAAGGAGCAGCAGGUGGAAUAGCAGGAAAUGACUUAGGAACUGCAGAAAGUGGUCCAAGACAAACUCUACUCCAACAGUAUCCACUCAGCCAGUUUGGAGGCCAACAGAGAGCUUUUAAUAGCAAUUGGUUCCAACAAUUUAAAUGGCUAGAGUAUUCUGUAGCAAGGAACUUGGCUUUCUGCUUUUCAUGUCGUCUUUUUGGGAAGCAGAACACUAUAAAAAAAGAUGGCCUCAGUCGUUCAGGGUUCUCUAACUGGAAAAGGGCUUUGGAUACAUUUAGGGAGCACGAAACAAGUUCCACCCAUGCAUCAUCAAUGAUAUGCUGGCAUAGCUUCAAAACCACCAAAAAACAAGGUGAUGUGCUUGAGCAGCUUAGAUCAGCAAAUGCAGCAGAGAUCUCAGACAGACGCCAGUACCUCCACAGGAUCUUAGCUGUAACAAGCUUCCUUGGCAAACAAGGAAUACCAUUCCGUGGCCAUGUUGAGCAGGAGUCCAGCCAUAAUCAGGGAAACUUCCUUGAGUGCAUGAAGCUCCUAAAAAAAUUUGAUCCUUUUUUGCAAAAUCACACACCUCCCUCACAUACCACUUAUCUUUCUCAUUUUGCACAAGAUGAGAUGAUCACUAGUAUUUCACAUGAAAUAACAGGAAACAUAGUUAAAGAGAUGAAGGAAGCAAAGAUAUAUUCUGUUAUGGCUGAUGAGGCUAGAGAUGGGCACACAGAACAGCUAGCUGUUUGUGUACGCUUUGUGUCAGGUGAAGGCCAUAUCAAAGAGUGUUUUCUUGGUUUACGGAAACUUGAAAGGUUUGAUGCACAGUGCAUUACAGACACAAUUGAGGAGCUAUUGCAGUAUUACACACUCAAUGACUUACUUUGUGUUGCUCAAUCUUAUGACGGGGCAUCUGUCAUGAGUGGCGCGGUGGGCGGUGUGCAGGCCCGUUUUAGACAGCGACACCCUGAAGCAGUAUACAUUCACUGCUAUGCACAUGAGCUUAACCUUGUCCUUUGCCAUACAUGUAAAGCUAUCCCUGCUGCUUCUGACUUCUUUGGACUUUUGGAAAAUGUGUACACAUUUUUCAACACCUCUCUGGUAAACCACACAAGGUUUAAAGAAUUGCAAAAGGACCUUGGACUGGUUCCUUCUGAGCUUGUUCAGCUUUCUAACACAAGAUGGGCCUGCCAAGUAAAAUCAGUUACAGCCCUUCUUAACAACAUUUCUGCUGUUUUAGCGACUCUCGAGGCCACAAAUACCCCUAUUGCAAAAGGGAUCUUGUCCAAACUGUCAAAGCCCAAGACUGUGUAUAUGUUGAUUAUGUUCUCACAGGUACUUGGCGUCACUGAAGGCCUGCACCGCUACCUGCAGGGAGAAAGGCUAGACAUGGGCAAAGCUGUGGAGUACAAGAUGUCAGUAGUUGAUACACUCACAAAUCUGCGCACAGAGGCUGCUGCUGAGGAAAUAUUCAAGAAGGCCAUGGAUGUUUGCAGGGACUGCAACAUCCAGAUUCCUCAGGGACCGCGGCACAAGCAGAGGAGACUCGAUGGCUUUGUGGUGGAGUCCAGCUGUGGCGCAACACCAAGUCUCACAAGCUCAGCAGAGUUUAGGUGUGAGAUAUUCUUUCCUUGUCUUGACCGAAUGUUGAAGGAACUAGCAGACAGAUUUUCAGGGGCAGGACAGAAAAUAAUGGAGGGGAUUCAGGCCUGCAAUCCAUCUUCCCCAACAUUCCUCUCUGAAGAUGCCUUAAAACCCAUUGCAGCCCACUACCAUGUGACCAUAAAGCCCGAAGAACUCCUUGUGGCAAAAAACUUCAUAAAAAGAAAAAUGGAAAAAGAGGACAUUCACAACAUUACAACAGCCUUCCACUUGCUGGAUGAGGACAUGUUUCCAACUCUGAAGGCCAUCUUUAGAAUUGCGUUAACCAUUCCUGUCAGUAGCUGCAGCUGUGAGCGUUCUUUUAGUGCCCUGCGUCGUCUCCACACAUGGCUAAGGAGAACCAUGGGACAAGAGAGGCUGAAUGAUUUGGCCAUAUUAUCUAUUGAAAAGGAAUACCUUAAUAACAUUGAACCUGAAAAUGUCAUUGAUAGGUUCGCAACACUCAAGCCUCGAAGAUACAGUCUUAUAUUGCCAAAGUAAAUGGUUUUGUCAGUGUAGUGCAGGUCAAGAUCUAUGAUGAUGUUCAGUGCUACUAUUGUAUUGUUUUUAUUCUGGUUUUGUCUUGGUUUAGUCCUCAAUUGUCCUGAUUUUAAACUGUUUUGGUUCUGGUUUAUAUCUGGUUUAAUCCUGUAUCAGUCUGGGUUUUGGACCUGGUUUUUGUUCUGUUUUAUAGGAAAUUUUGUACUGGUUUAGUCAUGGUGUAGUAUGGAUAAAUCCUGGUUUAGUCCUGAUGUAGUGUAGUGCUGCAUAAAUCCUGAGUUAGUCCUGGUGCAGUAUGGAUGAAUCUUGAUUUAGUCCUGGUGUAGUGCAAAAUUUGCCCUGAUACAGCCCUAUUUUGUUUGUUUGUUUGCUUUUUUUGUAGUUCUGCAUUGUUGUUUAAUGCCAGUUCAGUGGUUUUAUCCUGGAUUGAAGUACUUACUGUGUAAAUGUUAAAAGUUACAUACAUUUUGAAAAAUGU